This is a messenger RNA of Hemibagrus wyckioides, 3183 nucleotides long. Its product is annotated as coiled-coil domain-containing protein 40-like. Lineage: Eukaryota; Metazoa; Chordata; Actinopteri; Siluriformes; Bagridae. Gene Ontology annotation, biological process: heart looping; axoneme assembly; epithelial cilium movement involved in determination of left/right asymmetry. The record is from RefSeq and is a predicted model, not a curated record. Bases 130 to 3138 code for a protein of 1002 amino acids. Gene Ontology annotation, cellular component: cilium; cytoplasm. The transcript is spliced from 21 exons.
GGGACGCGAGAAGUCCGUAGCGAGUUUUUUUUUUUACUGUUUUUAUUUCUUAUUUACGGAAUAAAAGUGAGUGUCAGGACAGAGUCUUUCCUUUAAAUAAACCGUGUUUAAAAACCCUUUUCCUCUGUGAUGGAGAUGGAGAGAGCUGAGAAAAGGGAGGAUGAAGGUAGAAGAGAGUCUCCACACGAUGAAGAGGAACCUGAGGAACCAGGAGAUGGUGCAGAGGUUCCUUCUGACAUCAGCACGUCUCAGCAGGUCCGAGCUGAUGAGGAUCCAGAGGGAAAAUACUCAGAGAGCAGCGCUGACAUCUCAUACACUCUCAGCACCACAGCCAGCGGCAUCACACACAUACGCUCAGACCAGGGCAGUGGAACUGUACCAGAUCCUCCACCAUCGUCUCUCCGCCUCACUCUGGCCUACAACUCCACCGCAGCGUUCACAGACAGCAAGGAGGAGAAGACGAGACUCAGACGUGAUGAUGACACUGUUGUUCUUGAUGAUGAUAAUGGCGAAGAUGAUGAUGAUGAUGAAGAUGAGCUCAUCAUCUUGGAUCCUGAGCACUCUCUGAUAAAGAGAUUUCAGUCGGAUUUGAAGAAGCAGCUCUGUGCUCAGCUGGAGAGACUGAACCUGGAGAUACAGGAGAAGAUGAUGGAGGAACAGCUGGAGAACACCAAGCUUGAGGAGGUCGGUGUCGCUCUCUACAAAGAACAGCAGGAGCUGGCCAGAGAGCAGGCAUAUCUGGAGGAUUGGCACCAGAGGAGAGAUAUGGCCUUCAGAGACCGGAGACAGGCUGAGGAAGAGCUGGAGGAGGUCAGGAAGGAGCACAGCAGCUUAACUGAACUGGUCAAACAAGAACACACACAGGUGUCAGUGCUGCAGUCUGAGGAGGAGCGUGUCACUCGCCGUCUGCGCUACAUGGAGAAAUUGACCUCAGACAUGCGGUCAGACGUCACUGCCCUGAAGAACACCAAGGCCAAGGCUCAGGCUGAGAGGAGACACGCGGAGGAGCAGAAACUCCAACAGGACCUGUAUGUGGAGCGUCUGAUGAAGCAGGAGGAGAAGCUGAAGGAGCAGAUCGCUCUGUAUGAGGCACAGACGCUUGCGCAGACCAAAGAGAAGCAAGCGGUCAGAGACGUCUUAGCCGAGGCUCAGUUGGAGUUAGACUCUAUGAUGGUGGAGAGGAAGCAGCUCCUCCAGCAGUGGAACAGCAGCAUGGUCGAGAUGAAGAGGAGGGACGAGGCUUACUCCAUGGUGCAGGAAAUGCUGAGGUCAGCCAAUCAGGAGCUGCGUGCUCUGGACACAGAGUUGGAGGGAUGCAGGCGGGCCAUCACACAGGAGCAGGAGAAGAACGAGGCGCUGACCGUGCAGAGGAAACGCACUGAGCUCAACUGCAACACCUACAAGAAGCUUCUCACACAAACAUCCACACAGCAGGAGGAGCUGCAGAACCUCUACACUACACACACACGCACGCUGCAGGAGACUGAGAAGAACCUGAACAGAGUGACAAGCGAGAGCAACGCACGUCAGUCAGAUCUCACCAUCCUGAAGAAGCAGCUGGAGAAGGCGGCAUCUGUGAAGGUGGAGCUGGAGGAGAAGAUCAUGAGGAAGAUGCAGGAGCAGCUCACACACAACAGCACUGCCAAACGCAAACACCAUCUCACCACCAAGACCAUGACUCUGCAGAGAGAGAAGGAAGCCCAGCUUGUGAAGGUUGAGAGUGAGUUAGCUGCAGUGGAGCUGGAGGUCAGUGAGACGGGGCAGCGUGUCCAGGCGCUCUCUUACCUGAAGCUGGAGCUGGAACAGGAAGUGAUGAAACAGAACCAGCUGCUUUCCACCAAGGAGGCGGCAGUGGCUAAACUCAUCACCACCGUCGAGCGCAAACAGGCCACCAUGAACAUGUAUAACAAGAAGAUCGAGCAGAUCAGGGCGAGCACUGGGCAUAAAGACCUGGGUCCUCUGGAGGUCAAGGUGAAAACUCUGAACACACAGCUGGAGCAGCUGGAGGCCGAGAUUAAGGAGCAGCAGCAGUUAUGGCUGAGGCAGCAGGGGGAGCUAGUGAGACUGAACCAAAAGAAACAAGCGCAAAGCAGCGCAACGCUAUUGCUAAAGAGUCAGCUGAGCAUCAUGCAGCAGAAGAACCUCCGCACCAAGAGAGAGAUUGAGCAGGAGGAACGUGGUCUGGUUGAGCUGGAGAGACACUUUAAAGCUCUGAGGUUAGACAUGGAGAAGCUGAACUUACUCCUGAACCAGAACACACAACUGAAACAGGAGCUGGAGCAGAGCAACAUCCUGAUGGAGAACAGCUUCAUACACACACUCAAGGAUGCAGAGAGAGAGUCUGUAGAGAAACAGAUGUGUCUAGAGAAACUCCAGGAGGAACAAGAGCGAUUACUGAACAGCUUGGUGGAGGCAGAGCGGCAGAUCAUGUUGUGGGAGAGAAAAAUUCAGCUGGCACGUGAGACUCGCUUGGCCGUGGAUUCGGAGGUUGGAAAGGAAGACAUAAACACCAUGAAAGCUGAGAUACACCGCAUGGAGAAUCAUUACAGCCAGCUGAUGAAGCAGCGGGAGAAGAUGCUGAGGGAGAUGGAGGCGGCAGUCGUUCGGCGUGAAAGCAUUGUGGCCCUCCACGAGUCUCAGUCACGCAGCAACCGCAAACAAACAACACACACUGACCUCCAGCACACACUGAAGAACCUCCGCCGCAGCAUCCUCCAGGCACACAAGCAAGCGGAGGAGUAUGAUGGUGUGAUAGCGCUGCUGCAACUGGAGCAGUUUUCUCUCACUGAGAGUCUGAGAGAGAGGAAGAUGCAGAUCACUGACCUGAAAAACACUAGCUCCGCCCUUCAGGAUGAACUCAAGAACAUGCAGGAGACCAAAGAAAGAAACCUGAUCCAGCUGAUGGCUCUGCAGUCUCGGGUGAAGCAGCUGCAGGCGGUGAAGGAGGGUCGCUACAGAGCUACGGCCAGAGGAGAAGACAAGCUGCAGCUCACCACCAACACGCUGCAGGAACACCUGCACUCGAUCAGAGAUGUUCUUCAGCGGGUGGUCCAGGAUGUUCCUCAGCACAAGCCACUGUUCCACAGGAUCCUUCUCCUCCUCUCCGUACACACACCCUCAGACCUGGACAGAACCUGAGGCUCGUCUUCGUGUGUGUGUGUCUGUGUGUUUGUGUUUGUAAUA